Molecule: messenger RNA, 3241 nt
Organism: Desarmillaria tabescens
Lineage: Eukaryota; Fungi; Basidiomycota; Agaricomycetes; Agaricales; Physalacriaceae
Exons: 2
Coding region: 50-3037 (995 amino acids)
Biological process (GO): GPI anchor biosynthetic process
Cellular component (GO): endoplasmic reticulum membrane
Molecular function (GO): mannose-ethanolamine phosphotransferase activity
Source: RefSeq, a predicted model, not a curated record
CACUGGCGUUGACCUGGUCUCAUCGCAGCAGGCAGGACCGUUACUAUCCAUGAUUCCCAAUUCGCUGGCCAUUCUGCUAUGGGUCGUCUUCGUUCAUCUGGCCGGGAUAUAUCUAUUUACUAGCGGAUUCUUAUUAACAAGGUUAGCAUUGACGGAAACAACGACAUACACGACAGAAUGCACGCUGGCGCCGACGCAUACACGGGCAAUAGUCCUCAUCAUUGACGCCCUUCGUUUCGACUUUGUUUCGCCCAAUCCUCCAAUUCCCGUGUCGCCGUUCCACCAUAAUGUCUUGACUCUCCCCCAGCAGCUCACGGCGUCACAUCCAGCUCAUUCUUUUCUCUUCAAUGCAUACUCUGAUCCACCUACGACCACCCUUCAGCGAAUCAAGGGCCUCACCACCGGCUCCCUUCCCACUUUCGUCGAUCUUGGAAACAACUUUGGCGCGUCUUCAAUCGCUGAGGACUCCAUUAUGAAUCAGCUACAGCGUGCAGGAAAAUCGGCCGCUUUCAUGGGUGACGACACGUGGAUGUCCGUGUUUCCAGACUCGUUCCGUCCUAACAUGUCUUUUCCGUAUGAUUCGUUCAACGUCGAAGACCUUCACACCGUCGAUGAGGGUGUCAUCACCCAUCUGUUCCCUCUAUUAGAGGACCAAAGCAAACCCUUCGAUUUCCUCAUUGGCCAUUUCCUAGGCGUCGACCACGUCGGUCACAGAGUCGGCCCUGAUCACCCAGGCAUGAAAGCAAAGCUUGAGCAGAUGAAUGACGUGUUGAAGCGCGUCGUCGAUCUUCUAGAUGAUGACACGCUCCUCGUCGUGCUGGGAGAUCACGGCAUGGAUAGGUCUGGGGAUCAUGGCGGUGACGGAUCUCUAGAAACCUCAUCGGCACUGUGGAUAUACAGCAAAGGCCCCCAACUGUCCCGGCAGCUGUCCUCCCUUCCCUCCGGCCUCUUACAGUACACCACAUUUCCUGAAGCUUCCAUUCCCCAUCGUUCUGUGCAACAGAUCGACUUUCUUCCCACUCUGUCUCUCCUUCUCGGCCUCCCGAUUCCCUUCAACAACCUCGGCUCUGUUAUUCCCGAGCUCUUUUGGAGGAGCAGCAAAGGCACGGAGCUCUCCCAGGCGCUACAGCUUAACACUGCCCAGAUCUAUCGGUAUCUAGAUGCCUACCGCUCCAGCUCAUCUGGCGGGGAACUGGAUGACUAUUGGGAUCAAUUGGAGUAUGCACGGCAUGCUACAAAAAAUCCAGAGCUUAGCGGGGAUUCCCAACUGAUCACACUGGCCAACUAUAAUCGUGUAGCUCUGUCUACGUGUCGGGCGCUGUGGGCUCAAUUCAAUCCUUUACGAAUGGCUUUUGGCCUUGCAGUGCUCGGAGUGGGCUUCAUUGCCAGUUGGGCAGUGUACUCCGGACUUGGAGAAGCCAAAUAUGAAUGGGACCGGUGGAUAGCUCUGCGGGUGUCAAAAAGCCUUCGAGGGAUGGCGGGAGGGGCUGUCCUUGGCUUCGUCUUACAUCUCGGCCUCGGGAAAUACCUUCAAGGUAUUGACUCCCUUGACUGUAUCCUAUUCGCAGCACCUCUGCUAUCUAGCAUAUUAAUUAUCAUUUCUUCUCCUCCAAAAAAUUUGACCCUGAAAUCAAUACCGAUCCCUCUUGUUCUUCACACCAUCGCAUUCUUCUCCAACUCUUUUACGUUCUGGGAAGACCGCGUUAUCCUCUACCUCUCUCUAACGUCAAUUGUCCCAUUCGUAUUCACUGGGAUAACAGCAGCCACAUCCCGCCUUCGGUAUCGCAUCCUCGGGUUUUCAUUCUUGUACGCGAUAUGCGUCAGACUCAUGGCGAUAAGUACGAUUUGCAGAGAAGAGCAGCAACCCUAUUGCCAUGUCACGUUCUACUCCUCUUCCACUCUCCCUACCCCUCCAAUGCCAAUCUUAGCUCUCGCUAUCCCAGUUGCAUUUGGCAUCCCAUAUAUCCUCCGACGUUUCCUGCAUGUCUCCCGUUCAGACGUGGGACUAGCCCAGUUUUUCAUUCCUACCAUCCUCAUCCCGGCACUGCUCGCAGGCACCGGAUACUGGAUCCUCGAAUGGCUCGAUUCCGCUGGACAUUUGGGUGACGCGUGGACCACCACGCUGCGUAUAAGCAGAACAUAUCUCGCCCGUUGUUCUUUCGCCCUCGUACUCCUUGUCGGUGGCGUACUUUGGUGGUUCUUCACCCUCUGCAUAGACGUCUCUAUCAAGGAAGAACCAGAUCAAAAACUGCGCAAGGCGGAAGUCAUCGGGUUCGCCAACGCUUUCGGCGCGCCAUACCUCCUCUUCUGGAGUAUUUUCUUCGUUUUGGUGUAUACAUCUUCCCAGCUGACGAGCCAAGUCGUCCUUGGGCUGGGUGCCGUAGCUCUUAUGGCGUUCCUGGAAGUCGUCGACAGUGCUCGUGACGCCAGGUACUACGAAGAAGCCUUCGCUUCCUCGAAUCCGUCAAUAAUUUUGCAACCUACUAAAGACCAAUCGCCCAUGAUUCGAUUCACCGACAUCAUACCAAUCGCACUGCUUGGGCUUCACACAUUCUUCGCAACAGGCCACCAGUCCACAAUAUCUUCCAUCCAGUGGAAAUCCGCCUUCCUGUUAACCCCAAGCGUGACUUACCCAUUCGCACCGAUAACAGUGGUGCUGAACUCUUUUGGACCUGUGUUCCUCGCGGGGAUUGCUGCGCCACUGUUGGCACUGUGGAACCGUCCUCCUUUGUUCAUUUCGGCGGGCGAUGAGCAGCCGAGAAUUGAUGUCAAAGUUAGAGGGGAGGGCAUCAUGGUUGCGCUUGGGAUGAUGAUGUAUUAUGCGGCUUUGCUGCUGGGUACUGCUGUGAGCGCGGCGGUGUUGAGGCGACAUCUCAUGGUAUGGAAGGUAUUUGCACCCCGGUUCAUGGCUGGUGUGCUUAGUGUGCUGGUUGUAGACGUCGCAGUGCUCAUCGGAGUAGGCAUAGGUCUUGAGAGGAUCUGUUGGAAGUUGAAACCGCUGAGUGGUAUGUUCCGAGGUGCAUCUAAGCAGGAUUAAGUGGUCAGUUGCGUACCCUGGCCUCGCAAAAUGUCCUUGAAAGGAGUCCAAAGAUGAAGUAGUAGUGGUGGUAGUAGUAGUCGCACUGGCAAGUGACCUAAAAAGGAAUUUUUAGGGAAACAGCCAAUGUUUUCUGCGCCGUUGCUACCAGGCGUUGUUGAUAUACUUUAUAGCACACAGAGCGGAAGCCCUAGGUCCCUAUUG